CAUAAAAGAAUUCCACGACUCCACUUCCGGCUUAUAGGGGCGAACGUAAAGUUGACUGUAUGCCUAGUGUUGGAACCAAAAAAGAAUUAUCAUAGGCUACGUUUUACUUUUUUUUUUCUCGAAUUUAGCUGAGUUACAUCACAGCUCGUUAAAAUGUUGAGUACAAGCAUGUGGAAAUUGCGGGAACUUACGGACAAAGUUACCAAUGUUGUCAUGAACUACUCUGAUGUUGAAACUAAAGUGAGGGAGGCAACCAAUGAUGAUGCCUGGGGACCCCAUGGAUCACUAAUGAAGGAGGUUGCUCAGUACACAUUCACGUAUGAACAUUUCCCAGAAGUGAUGGGCAUGCUAUGGAAACGUAUGUUACAUGACAACAAAAAAAAUUGGCGGCGAGUUUAUAAGUCUUUAAUUUUGCUAAACUACCUGAUCAAGAAUGGUUCAGAAAGAGUGGUGACCAGCUCAAGAGAACACAUCUAUGACCUGAGAGGUCUAGAGAACUAUUCUUUUACUGAUGAACAAGGCAAAGAUCAAGGACUAAAUGUCCGACACAAAGUGAAAGAAAUUCUGGACUUCAUUCAAGAUGAUGACAGGCUCAGAGAAGAAAGAAAAAAAGCUAAAAAAACAAAGGACAAAUACGUGGGUGUUUCUAGUGAGGCAAUGGGAGUCAGUGGUGGAGCUUAUAGUGACCGCUAUGAAGAAGAACCACGGAGUUACAGAGAGAGGGGACAAAUGGAAGAAAUUGAGGACUGGGAAAGUGGCAAAAAGUCUGUUGUUAGUGGGGCUAUAGAUAAAGCCAAAGAUUUGUGGAACCGUGCCCAAGGAAGGCAAGCUCCUGAUGAAAUUGAGACUGAGCGCUAUGAUGAAGAUAAUUGGGAAAAAAGCCGUGAACCGAGAGAUCGUAAAACUGAUCGUUAUGAUUUUAAAGAUGAUGAUGAAGAGUACACAUCUGUAGAGAGGACCCAGACAACAAAAACAGAGAAAAUCACUACCAACAGAAGGAGUCGCUCCAUAGGGAAGAAGUUGGAGCUAGGAGCUGCCUCGUCCUUUGGCAAGGAAUCUGAUAGUCAGAGUCAAGCAUCAUCUACUGUAGGGGACCCAAACCUAUUUGACCUACCAGACACACAGGAAAGUUUUGCUGAUUUCUCAAACUUUUCUACUGCCACCACAGCUGAGGAUUUCAACCCAAGAGGUGGAAAUGAUUUUGGUGACUUUAUAAAGGUCGGAACCAGUGGGACCAGCGCAGUCAGCAGCCCAAGCUUUGCAGACUUUAGCCAGACCAGCAGUAGCCAGGCUGUCAAUGAUUUACUGGACGUCUUCGCAGCUCCUCACACCAGCCCUGCUGCUGUACCCAUCAUGCUUCCCAGCACCGCUAACAUGAUGUCUCCCACAACUGGAAUCAUGCCCAUGAUGGCCCCCAACACUGGAUCAAUGCCUAUGAUGGCCCCCAAUGCUGGAUCAAUGCCUAUGAUGACAGGUGUAAUGAUGUCACCAGGUUUGUCAAUGCAAACUCCUGGAAUAAAUGUUAUGCCUGGUAUGAUUCCUGGUACGCUGCCCAAUCUGAUGACCCAGCCCAUGAUGAUGCACCAGCCAAAUGUAAUGAUGGUGAUGGGGACUAGUCCAUCUAUGCAAAAAAACACAUGGUCAGAUGCCUCAGCCAAAGUCAACAUCAACCUGGAUAGCUUAAACCCUGCAUCCAAGCUGAACAAGCCACAAGGUCCAGCUUUAAACCAGAUGGCAGGACACCCACAAGGUAUGCUGUGGUACCCAGAUGUUUACACAGGCAUGAACCAGGGCAUGGCCAACCUGACAGGCAUGAACCAGGGCAUGGCCAACCUGACAGGCAUGAACCAGGGCAUGGCCAACCUGACAGGCAUGAACCAGGGCAUGGCCAACCUGAGCCUGCAGAGUCAACCCAACCUGAUGGGACGGCCAGUUAUUGGAAUGAUGCCUCAAGCCAACAUGGGAGUACAGAUGAUGUCAUCAUCAAAUAUGGCAGCUAAUGCUUCCUUCCAAAAGCGGACUGAUACAGCAUUUUCAGCUUUUGGAAAUCUGAAAAACUAAGGGUCCACAUUGUAUGGGGGGGGGGGGGGAUGCCUACAAACUCUGAGAGAAACAGACAUUGACUUGGGGACAGACACAUGCUUUUGUACAUCUAUGCACAUUUGCAAUGAUGCCACCAUCCACACAACAAAUCUAUCCGCGGAUCAUUGAUUGAUAGUUUUCUUUGUAACCCACACAGUUGAUGGUGGCCAGAUUAAUUGACUUUCAUUCCAUUAUCUCUGGCUUGAGCCAGACCUAUCUUGUGAUUGGCUACAGGGGAGCCACUUGUUACUGGGACUACUUUGGGCUGUGCAUAUCUAGUGUAAAAUAAAGGUAAAAAAAACA
Molecule: messenger RNA, 2385 nt
Organism: Physella acuta
Lineage: Eukaryota; Metazoa; Mollusca; Gastropoda; Physidae
Product: clathrin interactor 1
Biological process (GO): endocytosis
Cellular component (GO): endosome; plasma membrane; clathrin vesicle coat
Molecular function (GO): phospholipid binding; clathrin binding
Source: RefSeq, a predicted model, not a curated record